This is a messenger RNA of Fraxinus pennsylvanica, 960 nucleotides long. The record is from the annotation of a GenBank genome assembly. Lineage: Eukaryota; Viridiplantae; Streptophyta; Magnoliopsida; Lamiales; Oleaceae.
AUGAUGAGUCAUUCUUCCUCUAGUACUAGUGUCAGUGGUUUCUACAACUUCCUCUCAAGAGAACUAAAUAAUCUUGACCACCUGUUUCUUUCUCACAACUUCAUGUCAAUCAAGUUUCUUCAACAUGUUGUAUCGUCACUCAGAUCAUUCCACUCCCAAUUAACGGCUUUGGUUCAUAAGUUACACUUGCCUGUCGGAGAAAAGUGGCUGGAUGAGUAUAUGGACGAAAGCUCAAGGCUUUGGGAAGCUUGUCAUGUGCUGAAAUCCGGAGUAUCCGGUAUGGAAACUUACUACUCCACUGGUGCCAAUAUAGUCUCUUUCCUUGAUGAUCAUCGAGUUUUAGACACACAACUUUCCCACCAGGUUAUUCGAUCAAUCAAUGGCUGCCAAAGGGAAAUUAUAGCCCUGCAAGAGGACAAUAAGAGCAUAGCAGAAACUAGAAUGCAAACUCUAUGUCUGGGAUUUGAUGAGAACAAUGUCUUGGCAGAAUCAGAGUUCAAUAAGUACAAUGGUUUUCGAGGAGUUCUCUACGCAAUGAGAAAAGCAAGCACAUUACUUCUUUCUAUCCUACUCAGUGGCCUUGUAUACUAUUGGCCAGAAGUAAGCUUUUCCCAAGGAAGCUUUGAAGGAAACUCGGGAUUCAGUCCAGCCUUUGUCGUUUCUGCUUCUAAAUUGAAUCAGAGAGUGAUGGACACGAUAAAUUGUACGGAAGGGCUGCAGGGAAUCCUUCUUUAUGAAUUGCAAAGGGCAAGACUUUCCAUGGAUGGUCUGAAAGUGGAUAUUGAGAGCAUCCCUGAUUACAAAUCAGAAGUCGAUAUUCAUGAUAAGGUUGAAAACUUGAAGAGUUGCUUUGCAGCUUUGAAAUUUGGGGCAGAAAGCAUCAUUGGGCAACUUGAUGACUUCUUUGAUGAAAUAGUUGAAGGAAGGAAGCAGCUUUUGGACAUAUGCUCUCACAGGUAA